AUGACUAGUAACCAUAAGGAUUCUAGUACCCCUGGUCCCUUUGAGGAUGAUCUGGCACAGAUGACGACCUGUGACAUGAACUUGACCAUGGAUAUGGAAGGCUCUCCAGUGGUGGUACUACCUCUCAGGGUACAAGUGGCUCAGCCAAAUUUGAAUGAUGAUGCCACUUUUGAAAGAACACCCAAACCUCCAAUGUGGUUGGUAGUAUCUGCUAGGGAGGAAAAUUAUAAUUACCACAAAUUUAGCAGAUACAUCCAAAAAAAGGUUGGCUGUAUUGACAUGGGGAACAUCUCAAGGUUUGGCAAAGGCAGUGUCCUAAUUCAUGCCAAAUUAAAGACACAGUCAUACAUGCUGACAAUGAAGAAAUUCGAGAAAGAUGAUAAUAUGAAAGAAAUUAGACCACACAUGAAUUUUAGUUGUGGAAAAGGAAUGGUAUUCGAUAGAGACCUUUGUGAACUGACAGAAAGAGAAAUAUUAGAAAUCAGUCCAACAUCUGUAUGGAAGGUAAGAAAAGUCCCAAAGGCAAAUAUGGUCAUUUUAACGUUUGAGGACUCUGAUAUACCAUCAUACAUCAAUUUAGGAAAUGAGAGGGUCAAAGUCAAACCAUUUUUGUUAAAACCGCUGCAGUGCUACAACUGUUUUCAAUAUGGCCAUCCAUCCAGAUUCUGCAAAAACAAUAAACUCUGUAAUAAUUGUUCAGCUCCUGAAUAUGGUCCUUGUUCGAAACAGCCAAAGUGUAUUAAUUGUGAAGAGAAUCAUACCCCAUUCAAUGAAAAGUGCAGCCAAUAUAAAUAUGAAGAGGCAGCUAUAUGUACAGCUAAUGCUGAACAUAUAAGUAUUAGUUACACAAGAAAGUUAAUUAGUCAGACAAAGACAUAUGCUAUGGCUCUAAAUUCUGUAGCCCCUAUAAAAACUCAAGUCAACAACGUAGCACCUUUACCUGCAGUAAAAGCAAGAACUACUGAUACCCAGUCAUCUGAUCUAGGUGAUCGGCCGGUUAGGGUUGAAGCACCCCUAUCUAAGAAAGAUGUGCCUGCUGAUAUAGACUCAUCUCCAAUUGAUGAAAUCCUCCCUGUGUCUGUUCCUUCUCUUCAGCAAGAAACCCUUGAAGAAAUGGAACAAGAACAAACUAGAGGGCCAAAGAGAGAGAGAACUGUAACGACAGUGAUGCCAACAGUGAGGAUGCUCCUGCCCCUGAAAUAA
Molecule: messenger RNA, 1203 nt
Organism: Macrobrachium nipponense
Lineage: Eukaryota; Metazoa; Arthropoda; Malacostraca; Decapoda; Palaemonidae
Exons: 2
Coding region: 1-1203 (400 amino acids)
Source: RefSeq, a predicted model, not a curated record